Messenger RNA from Myotis daubentonii (Daubenton's bat), 3350 nucleotides. RefSeq names its product forkhead box O4 (gene FOXO4). Gene Ontology annotation, cellular component: nucleus. Gene Ontology annotation, molecular function: RNA polymerase II cis-regulatory region sequence-specific DNA binding; DNA-binding transcription factor activity, RNA polymerase II-specific. Gene Ontology annotation, biological process: regulation of transcription by RNA polymerase II. The record is from RefSeq and is a predicted model, not a curated record. NCBI's taxonomy places the organism in Eukaryota, Metazoa, Chordata, Mammalia, Chiroptera, Vespertilionidae.
GGGGGGAGGGCAGCAACUUAAAAGGGGGUGGGAACUGCAGCUAAGGAGACGUUUGCUGAUGGGAGCGCAAUGUACCAGGGGCUACGGUGCCUCAGGUUUAAAAGACCAGGAAGCUGAGUGAGAGAUUUGAGAAAAAGUGUUCGCUAGGCGGAGAUUACAGGUGGUGUCUCGGAAAGAGCUCUGAGACUGCAGGCUGUAGUCGUGAAGAGAAUCAGAGUUGUGUGGAAGGGACAGCUUGGGGAACUAGGGUCCGGGGGUGAGGGGGGAAGUUCGAGACUUUCUGAGGACUGGCAGGAAUGUGCCUCCUGGCCCUGCGUGCUCCCCCCCGGGGGGGAGGCAUCGUGAGGGACUGUGGCAGGCUCCUCUGAACGCUGAGCGCCAGAGGUCCAGCUCCACGUAUGGAUCCAGAGAAUGAGAAUUCAGCCACAGAGGCUGCCGCGAUCAUAGACCUCGAUCCCGACUUCGAACCCCAGAGCCGUCCCCGCUCCUGCACCUGGCCCCUUCCCCGACCAGAGCUUGCUACUCAGCCGUCCAAGCCGCCAGAGGUGGAUCCAGGUCUGGGAGAGAAGGUACACACGGAGGGGCGCACAGAGCCAAUCCUGUUGCCCUCUCGGCUCCCAGAGCCGGCAGGGGGCCCCCAGCCCGGGAUCCUGGGGGCUGUCACAGGUCCUCGGAAGGGAGGCUCCCGCCGGAAUGCCUGGGGAAACCAGUCAUAUGCAGAGCUCAUCAGCCAGGCCAUUGAAAGUGCCCCGGAGAAGCGACUGACACUCGCCCAGAUCUAUGAGUGGAUGGUCCGCACUGUGCCCUACUUCAAGGACAAGGGUGACAGCAACAGCUCAGCAGGAUGGAAGAACUCAAUCCGCCACAACCUGUCCCUGCACAGCAAGUUCAUCAAGGUUCACAAUGAGGCUACUGGCAAGAGCUCUUGGUGGAUGCUGAACCCCGAGGGGGGCAAGAGCGGCAAGGCACCCCGCCGCAGGGCAGCCUCCAUGGAUAGCAGCAGCAAGCUGCUCCGGGGCCGCAGCAAGGCACCCAAGAAGAAACCAGUUGUGCUGCCAGCUCCACCCGAAGGUGCCACUCCGAAGAGCCCUGUUGGCCACUUUGCCAAGUGGUCAGGCAGUCCUUGCUCUCGAAACCGCGAGGAAGCUGAUGUGUGGACCACCUUCCGUCCACGAAGCAGUUCAAAUGCUAGCACUGUCAGCACUCGGCUCUCCCCGCUGAGGCCAGAGUCUGAGGUGCUGGCGGGAGAGGAAAUGCCAGCCUCAGUCAGCAGCUAUGCAGGGGGUGUCCCUCCCACCCUGAAGGAAGAUCUAGAGCUGUUAGAUGGGCUCAAUAUAACAUCUUCCCACUCCCUGCUAUCUCGGAGUAGUCUCUCUGGCUUCUCUUUGCAGCAUCCUGGGGUUACGGGCCCCUUACACACAUACAGCACCUCCCUCUUCAGCCCAGCAGAGGGGCCCCUGUCAGCAGGAGAAGGGUGCUUCUCAAGCUCCCAGUCUCUGGAGGCCCUACUCACCUCUGAUACACCACCACCCCCUGCCAAUGUCCUAAUGACCCAGGUAGAUCCCAUUUUGUCCCAGGCUCCCACACUUCUGUUGUUGGGGGGCAUACCUUCCUCCAGUAAGGUAGCCACAGGAGUUGGCCUGUGUCCCAAGCCCCCAGAGGCUCCAGGCCCCAGUAGUCUGAUUCCCCCUCUUCCAAUGAUAGCACCACCUCCAGUCGUGGUAGCUGCUCCCAUCCCCAAGACCCUGGGGACUCCUAUGCUUAUACCCUCUACUGAAGCUACAAGCCAAGCCAGAAUGCCUCAGGAUCUCGAUCUUGAUAUGUAUCUGGAGAACCUGGAGUGUGAUAUGGAUAACAUCAUCAGUGACCUCAUGGAUGGGGAAGAGGGACUGGACUUCAACUUCGAGCCAGAUCCCUGAGCCAUUGCUGGAAGCUUUGUCCCCUGCUUCAGAGGUGGAGCCAGGGGUGACCAUAUCCACGUUUUACCCUUGGCCCCACACCGGGAAUUUGGGACCCUGCUUUAGAACUAGGGUGGGGUCUACUCACACAGGUGUUGAGAAAGUUAUAAAGAUAAAGCUGCCCCAUAUGGGAACUGUGGGGGGAGGGAAAGGGAGAGGGUUUAUUCUCACUGUGCCAAUUAGGGGGUAAGGCGCCUUCUUGGGAGCCAUCCUUGGCUCCCCCUAUCCCCACCCCCUAGGUUUUGUAGCAGGGGCAGGCUAUGCUGUUGGAAAUGUGAAGUCACCAGUGGCCUUACCCCUGCCUUUGGGAGCAGGAUUUUUUGUAGCGUCUUAUCUGAGCUGGUCCAGGCUAGAUUGAGCCUGGGGUUUUUAUGCAUUGGGGGAGUAGUGGGGACCUGGAAGGGCCAAGGUCUGAGCACUGGAGUGGCUCACCAGGCCAAAUGACCCUUGGGAGACUGCAGAUAACAGAAAGGCUUUAUAUAAACUUUAAAGAUCUAUAAACACAAAUAUAGAGGGUUUUUUAACAGUGGCAAGGUGCUAGUGAUGAAGAAUGCUUUUUUUUUUCUUAAGGCUUUGUCAUAGUGACAUGUUGCAAACACUACAGACAUUACUGGGGGAAACAUGGGGAAGGGGUACGCCAGCAGGAGAGCAGCAGUGGGAAGCAGUACUGAGCAAGGGGAAGCACUCCCAUGUGGACCAGGUGUAGAACAAGGUUGGUGCAAAAAUAGCUCAGACUUUCCCUAAGGAAAAAGCUAAGCCAGCUCCCCAUUCCCACCCCCACCCCACCCCGUCCCGCAUUCUACCACCUUGUGCCUAGGAGUGUGUGGUGUUGGGAUGCAGCCACACAUUCUCGUGACCCGCUGUAAGUUAAUGCUACAGUGGGAGAGUACAUUGAAGGCCUGGAAUUUGUUUGUGGCCUGGGAAGGGGGUGGGAGGGGGAAGAGAAGGAGGGAAGGAUUUAGGGAGGUAAAGUUAGGCACAGAGACCUCCCUGUUCAAGGCCCCUGACAGCUGUUCCUGCCCUUCUUCCCCUUGCCUGACUACUGGGGUUAUGUGGAAGUGUGUGUGGCGGCAGGCAGGAGGAGGGGUGGAACAGGGAAGGGGGAGCUAGGGAGCUUGGCUGAGGGUCUGGGAAAUGAGUGGGGAUGGAGGGGAAUGUGGAUCAGGUUUACUACCACCUGCCAGGGAGGCCAUCUGGGGCUCCUCCACCCCAGCCCCCAAUGUAGCCCCUCCCCCAGUCCCCUUUGCAUUGUUCCCUCCCCCACCCCUGCUGUGGGUUCCCAUCAUUUCCUGUGUCAGCGCCUGGCCUACCCAGAUUGUAUCAUGUGCUAGAUUGGAGUGGGGAAGUGUGUCAAAUCAAUAAAUGAAUAAAUUCAAUAAAUGACUAUAACCA